Molecule: messenger RNA, 1736 nt
Organism: Gossypium raimondii (Peruvian cotton)
Lineage: Eukaryota; Viridiplantae; Streptophyta; Magnoliopsida; Malvales; Malvaceae
Product: probable glycosyltransferase At3g07620
Exons: 4
Coding region: 107-1546 (479 amino acids)
Molecular function (GO): glycosyltransferase activity
Source: RefSeq, a predicted model, not a curated record
CAGGAACUGGAAUUUCAUUAUUAAGUUGGAGCCGAAUCCAACUGAUCUAACACAACAUUGCCCAAAUUACUUGGGGAGUUUUAUAAGAAAAAAAUCCCCAACAAAGAUGAGGAGGUACACGAGAAAACAUCAUUCAAGCUUAAUUCUUUUAGCAGUGAUAUCCAUAGCCGUGGCUUCCGCCAUUGUCGUUUUCAAGGUUUCAAAAGGACUUUCAUGGCAUUAUUUGGCAUCUCCAUGGACAUGGACUUCAACACUUGGAGGACCCUUCUCUUCCCGUCAUGUCAUUGAUAAAAGAAAGGAGAAGGCCAAAGAAUAUAUAAAUCUGGAAAGGAUUUGGAACGACGACUCCGUUAAAAGAAGAGGUAAACACCGAGAUGGAAGUCUGGAGAUGGUGGAAGCGGUUCUUGCUAAAGCUAGAGCUUUGAUACGGGAUGCGUCGUUAAACCCCAGUAACAGCAGCACUUCGGAACUUCCCGACUCCGAUUACGUUCCCCAAGGCGACAUUUACAGGAACCCUCACGCAUUUCACCGGAGUUAUCUGUUAAUGGAAAAGAUGUUCAAGAUAUUCGUUUACGAAGAAGGGGAACCACCUUUAUUUCAUUACGGAUCAUGCAAAGAUAUAUACUCCAUGGAAGGACUGUUCAUGAGCUUGAUGGAACAGGAUACAAGGUAUCGUACAUGGGAUCCUAAUGAAGCACAUGUUUAUUUCCUUCCUUUCAGUGUUGUGAUGAUACUAGAGCAUCUCUUCGAUCCCAUCAUCCGCGAUAAAGCUGUGAUGGAGCGAACGGUUGUCGAUUAUGUUGGAAUCAUAUCCAACAAGUAUCCUUUUUGGAAUCGAAGCAUUGGGGUUGAUCAUUUCAUGCUCUCCUGCCAUGACUGGGGGCCAAGGGCAACCUGGUACGUGAAAGAACUUUACUACAAUUCCAUUCGAGUUCUAUGCAAUGCCAAUACUUCAGAGUAUUUCAAUCCAAAGAAAGACGCAUCCUUUCCUGAAAUCAAUCUUGUGACGGGGGAAAUCACCAACCUAACAGCCCAUUUGCCUCCCUCAAAUCGUUCCAUCUUAGCAUUCUUCGCAGGCAACUUAUAUCACGGUAAAAUUAGGGCACUUGUAUUUAAGCAUUGGAAGGGAAAAGAUAAUGACAUACAACUCUACGAAAAACUCCCGGUGGGGGUUUCCUACAGUGAAAUGUUGAAGAAUAGCAGGUUUUGCUUAUGUCCGAGCGGGCAUGAAGUUGCCAGUCCAAGAAUUGUGGAGGCAAUUUACGCAGAAUGUGUUCCGGUGAUAAUAUCGCAGAACUAUGUUCUUCCUUUCAGUGAUGUUCUGAGAUGGGAGUCUUUCUCGAUCCAGUUAGCAGUGAGCGAAAUAGCCAACCUGAAGAACAUUUUGAUGGGGAUAUCUGAAGAACGAUAUGAUAGAAUGGUGGAGAAUGUUAAGAAAGUGCAGAAGCAUUUCUUGGUGAAUGAUCCUCCCAAGAGAUACGACGUGUUUAAUAUGAUUAUUCAUUCGGUUUGGCUUCGUAGGUUGAAUGUACGAAUUUAUAGCUGAUUUUUUUUUUGGCAUAUACCAAAUAUUGCAACAACAAAAGGAAAAAAAAAAUCAAAUUUUGGUAAUGAAACUUAGCCAACAUCACACAUCACAUCGAGUGAUGUUGGAAACUUAGAUCUAUUCUAAAUGAACUUGGAUCCAAUCAUUUUUGGAAUUUUCAUUUAAUCUAUGUAAAUCGUAUCAUUUAAUC